Messenger RNA from Eimeria necatrix, 5436 nucleotides. RefSeq lists its product as hypothetical. The transcript is spliced from 13 exons. The coding region runs from base 1 to 5436 and encodes 1811 amino acids. Lineage: Eukaryota; Apicomplexa; Conoidasida; Eucoccidiorida; Eimeriidae. The record is from RefSeq and is a predicted model, not a curated record.
AUGAGCAUUUCUCUUCUGCACUGGCUGGAAAGCCUGGAGCUUUCCAAGCCCAUCGUUUGCGUGGAAACGGACUUCUCCGACGGCUUCCUCUUCGCGGAAGUGCUGCUGCGGCUGUCGCUGCUGCGGGACCUGCGGGGCUUCGCGGGCUGCGGCGGCGCGGCCGCGCAGGCGCAGAACUUCGCGGCUUUGCGGCCAGCUUUGGAGACAGUCGGAAUUCGGCUAAGUGCAGCUUCCGUGCAGAACAUAGUCAGCAGCAAGUCGGGCGCAGCAGCGCGGCUGCUGCAGCGGAUUCGCGCUGCUGCUGAGCAGCAGCAGCAGCAGCAGCAGCAGCAGCAGCAGCAAGGGGCCUCAGCAGCCCCCCCCGCGGCUCAGUCUCAAAAACCGCAAAAAGAAAAAACUGAAAAGUCCCCGAAAGGCCCAACUCGGAAAGCUGCGCCGCCGGGCGCUUCGGGUGUAUCUCCACCUCGCGCCGCGCCCGCGGGCCCCGCCCUUUCCUUCACUUCUUCUUUUCCUCACAAAACAAAAACUUCUUCAAGUCCCGCCGCCAGGGCCCAACUCUUCGACUCCAUUCAACAGUUCGAACUCAGCCUCCAGCGCCAGGGCCUCGCCAGCCCCCCGGGGGCCCCCCUGCCCCCCUCGGGGGGCCCCUCUUCCCCCCGCUCGCCCCGGCCUGCAGAGGGCCCCCGCGCCUCGGGGGCCCCGGGGGCCCCGGGGGCCCCCGUGGCUCCGGGGGGCCCCCCGGGGGGGCCCCCGGGGGGGCCCCCCGGGGGCCCCCCGGGGGCGGGGGGCCCCGCAGGGGGGCCCCCCGGGGGCCCCUCUGUGGGGGGCGAGCGGGACGUGGAAGAAGUGCUGCAGCAAAUGUGGCUGCGGCUGCCUUCGGCGCAGAGCCAAGCGGAGUUCAAUGCGCAGCUGCUGCAGCAGCUGCAUGCAGCAAAAGAAGCUCAAGAAGCAGAAAGCUGCGAAAGGGCCCGGAGGCGGCAGCAGCUGCUGAUGCAGCAGGCGCAGCAGUGCAGGGAGCUCCUCUCUGCCCACGUCGCUGCUGCUGCUGCUGCGCCCGCUGCUGCUGCCAGCAGCAGCAGCAGCAGCAGCAGCAGCAGCAGCAGCAGCAGCAGCAGCAGCAGCAGCAGCAGCAGCACAGCCGGGCGGCGGUCAGUGGAGGGGGCGAAGCUGGCUGCUGCAGUGGCGCGCGCGCGGCAGUACGAGGGAGUGGUGCGGAGGAACUUGGAGGUGCGGGAGGAGCUGCUGCAGCAGCAGCAGCAGCAGCAGGCGCUGCAGCAGCAGCGGCACUUGGCGCUGCAGCAGCAGCAGCAGGCGCUGCUGACGGCCGCAGCAGCGGAGGAACAGGCCCGCCUGUGCCGCGGUGUACGUACAGUCCGCAAGGCCCUCAAGCGCUCCCGACUUAUUAGUGAUUGCGAACUUCUUUCAAAAGAUUUAAUUGAAGUGGCAAUGGCAGCAGCAGACUUCAAAGAAAGCCACAACACCUCCAGCCUGCCUUCCCGCCUGCUGCGCUGCUGGCUCUCCGACUUCGUCGCGGGCGAGCAGCAGCAGCAGCAGCAGCAGCAGCAGCAGCAGCAGCAGCAGCAGCAGCAGCAGCAGCCAGCAGCAGCGGCGGCGGGGCGCGCGCGGCUGCUGGUGCGGCUGCCCGUGGCGCCGCCAGGUGUACGUACACCCCAGCUGCAAAUGAGGCCCCCCCUCUCUCCACUUUCCAUUUCUUUCAUUAAUCAAAUUAAAGACUUUUUAAACGCCAGGGGCCCCUGGGGGCCCCUCAGCUUCCCCCAGGUCUUCCCCUGGCUGCCCCCCGCGCCCUCCAUGCAGGACUUUGCUGCUGCGCUGCGCAGCAGCAGCAGCAGCAGCAGCAGCAGCAGCAGCAGCAGUAGUAAUAAUAAUAGUAGCAGUAAUAACAGUGGUGUUAAUGGCAUUAAUGGCAUUAAUGGCAUUAAUGGCAUUAAUGGCAUUAGUGAUGGUAGCGGCUCUGCUAAUAGGGACGCGCAGGGCGGGGGCGCUGCGGAGCAGGCAGCAGCAGCAGCAGCAGCAGCAGCAGCUGCUGCUGCUGCUGCUGCUGCAAACGCAGAAAGCCCAGCAGCAGCAGCAGCAGCAGCAGCAGCAGCGGCAACAGCAGCUGCUGUUCAGGGCAGCGUGUCUGCUGCUGCUCCCACAACCAGCUCGGAUGAUGCUGCUGCUGCGGCAGACGCCGAUGCAGCACCUGCUGCUGCUGCUGCUGCUGCUGCUGCUGCUGCUGCGCCGGUGGAAGCGCCGCAGCUGGAGUCUGUUGGCGAAUUGGUUAGUUUGCUGCUGGACGCAGCAGAAGCAGCAGCAGCAGCUUCUGCGCCCCCCCGUCGUGCUGCUGCUGCUGCUGCUGCUGCUCUCCGCAUUAUAAUUACAGGCAAACCCAACAGCGGGCAGCUAGCGCUAGCUAGCCAGCUAGCCAGCAGGUACAAACUCGAAGUAGUAACUCUAGAGCGAACAGUUCAGGAAGCAAUGGAAGCAGCAGCAGCAGCAGCAGGAAGCGAGUUGUCUCAGGUGGAGUUGGGGCGCGUUGCUGCGAACUGUUUGACCAAAGGAAAAGAACUGCCGGACGAAGUUUCAGUUUUGCUGCUUGCGGAAAAACUGAAUCGGCUGUUUGCUGCUGCGGAGUGUACGUACACCCCGGAGGAGCAGCUGCGGCGGCUGUGUUCCUCCGCCUUCGAAGAGCCCCCGGGGGACAGCAGCAAAGCAAACAGCAGCAGCAGCAGCAGCAGCAGCAGCAGCAGCAGCAAGGGCGCGGGGAAGCGCGGCAGAGGCAAGGCAGCAGCAGCAGCAGCAGCAGCGUCGGGGUCGGACAGCAGCAGCAGCAGCAAAGGCGGGAGCAGCAGCAGCUCGGGUGUAUCGACAGCUGCGGAGGCGCCGCGCUGCGGCUGGAUCCUCCUCGGCUUCCCCACUACUAUUAAUCAGUAUAUUUAUUUGGAAAAAGUAAUAUCUGGAUUUAUUUUGAAAGAAUUGAAGCCUCCGAGCGACGGCGAGAUCAUCAAGGAGAAGAGCGGCCUCGUGGUGCCCAUGCCGCAGGCCGACAGCAGCAGCAAGGGUUUGCAAGAAGGAUGUGCGGACGUGCACUUGCUGCUGGACCCUAGCAGCGAGUUUUUGCUGAAAGGAUUUAUUGAAAAAGAAAAAGAAAAAAAAACAAAAAACAAAAAUGAAAAUGCAGACAAACUCGCAGAGGCAGCCCCCACUUUGUCUCUUCUGGAUUUGUCUUUUGCCUUCGAAGCGCACCAAGAAUUCGUAGAAGAGUUCCUUACGAACUUUGGCAUUCAAGAGGAGCCCCGCCUGCUCAAGCUCAGCAGCACAGACACAAACGAAACGUUAGCAGCUGCCACACAAAAAAUAGACCGUAUUUUAGCUUUAAAGGUGGAAGCACUGAAGGCGAAGGAAAAGAAAGCAGCAGCAGCAAACCCGACGGAAACAGCAGCAGCAGCAGCAGCAGCAGGCUCUGGCACUGCAAGUGCUGGUGCAGCAGCAGCAGCACCAGCAGCAGAGGGAGAAGAAGCGGCUGGAGAGAAGGAGCAGCAAAAACUUGAAGACGAAUCGAGCAGCAACGCAAACCACUCCUUCAGGACUCUGUGGAGCCAGCGGCUGGAACAAAUGGAAGAAGAAACAAAAGUGUUUUUGAAAGAACAAUGGUUGGAUUUGACGGAGGGCUUUUUGACUUCGGUGGCCCAGGAGGAGCUGCAUUUGCGCGUGGACGAGUUGAUAGACUCUCUUUACUGCCAAGAAGAGGCGGAGCGGCAGAAAGCAGAAAAAGAAAUAAAAAGAAUAAAUGAAUUAAAUGUCAUUUCUUCUUUUGCGGAACUUUUGGGCGCGCAAGUCGCCAUGGCCGUGGAGGCCGAGAUCGCCAGGUGUCUGUACACCCCAAACCACUGCGAGAAUAGUGACUGCGAAGGCCUCCAGGUGGCGCUUCACGAGGGGCAGUUUGGAAGACAGCGCAGCCAAACGUGGCGCGCGCAGCAGCAGCAGCAGCAGCAAAACUGGAUUGCUGCAGCAGCACUGGCCCGCCAGGAAGCAAUUGGCCUCUUGGCCAUUUACCUCAAGCAGCAAAUUGAAUUGGAAAAAGAUAUCAAUGUAGACAUUCAAAUCAACGGGCUUCAACUGAUAAUCGGGGGCGAAGUUAAAGUUAAGGGAAAUGAGCUCGAGGCUGCAGCAGCAGCAGCAGCAGCGCCAGCAGCAACAGCACCAACUGCAGCAGCAGCAGCAGCACCGCCUGACGCGAUAGCAGCAGCAGCAGCAGCAGCAGCACCAGCAGCAGCAGCAGCAGCAGCAGCAGCAGCAGCAGCAGGAAACCACCGCCUCGCUAAUUGGCUGAAUUUCAUUCGCCAAUUAAUUUCCGAUUUCAAAGUGGCAGCAACAAAUGGCUACCAAAUGCCAACCAUUUGCCUAGAGAUGAAAGCUGCUGCUGUUUUGUUUCCUUCUUUUUAUUUUGCUUCUUCUGUUUGUCUUUUGGACAUUAAAAUAACUUUAAAUGAAUUAAUAGAAAUGGCAGCUACGAGGUGGCUUGCUGCUGCUGCUGCUGCCGACCCCAGCACGCAGCAGCAGCAGCAGCAGCAGCAGCAGCAGCAGCAGCAGCAGCACCUGCUGCAGCUGCAGCUGCUCUUCGAAGUCCUUUACGCCUUCGAAGAAGCAGUGCCUUCCGCGCAGCAGCAGCAGCAAACCCUUGCUGCUGUUCUUCCAGCAGCAGCAGCAGCAGCAGCAGCAGCAGGAACAACGGCAGCAGCAGCAGCAGCAGCAGCAGGAGAAGAAGAACAAAGUGACGCUGCAACGAAAGAAGAGAACAACCAAGAGACAGAUGUUCCGCGCGUGUCUCUGCGGAAGUUUCUGAGUUACAUUUUGCUGUCUUCGGAGCCGAGCCAAACCCUAAAGGGAAUUCUGACCUUUUUAGCUGCUCAAGACCCCUGCAGCAGCAGCAGCAGCAGCAGCAGCAGCAGCAGCAGCAGCAGCAGCAGCAGCAGCAGCGGGGAGUCUGAGUGUCUGGUUGCUGCAGCAGCAGACGUGUAUGCGGUUUGCUGCGGCCUCGGCUUCAGGGGGCCCCAGUGGGGAGACUCCCCGCUGCUGCUGCUGCCAUUUGAGGAGUUUGUUGCUGCUGCAGCAGAAGAGCAGCUGCUGCUGCAGCAGCAGCAGCAGCCAGAGCAGCAGCAGCAGCAGCCGCAGCACCAGCAACCGCAGCAGCAGCAGCAGCGGCAGCAACAGCAACAGCAGCAACAGCAGCAGCAGCAGCAGCAGCAGCAGCAGCAGCAACAGCAGCAGCAGCAGCAGCAGCAGCAGCAGCAGCAGCAGCAGCAGAUCGUGCUGCAGCGAUUCUUCAGCAGCAAAUUGUUUGAACGCGCUCUCUUUUGCUGCGGGUGUCUGUACACCCGAAACCCUUUGGCGGAGGCCCUCGCCCGGCUGUCUUUUGACCUCGAGGGAAUUUAA